AGACGAUUCAAUUGUUGUAUUUCCUGCGCUUGAGUUUUUUGUGAAUGGUGAAAAUAACGUGGUAUCAAGUUUUUAUUUUAUUUUUACUGAUUUGUGUUGAAGCUUUGGAUGACCGAUGGAAAGGAUAUGUAUAUAAAUAACUGAUAUGUUUCUAGAGUUUUCGUUUAAAUUCGUAAAAUGAAGUUUUUAAAUACGUUACAAAUUAUUUUAAGAAACCAUCUUCUGGAAAGGAAAUUUACCACUAAAGAUGAAAGUAACGAUAAAGGAAAUAGAAUAGUUCCUUGGUUUAGACAAAGUGUGGCAGCAAUUGGGCCUCUACUCUGUUCGAUGUGUGUUGGCCUGACAAUGGGAUAUUCUACAGGACUCAUUCCCCAACUUCAAGAAUCCACCCAUAAUGGUGAUUCAAUUAUGAUUACUAAAGAAGAUGCAUCAUGGGUAGCUUCCAUGCCAGUGCUUCCAAUGGCAGCUAGCACUUUUAUUGGAGGUUUCUUUAUACAACGAUAUGGAAGAAAAAGAACACAUAUAAUUUCUUGUUUUCCGCAAUUUGCUGGCUGGAUUAUAAUGUAUUUUGCCCUUAAUUUGGAGAUGAUAUUAAUGGGACGGUUUUUAACAGGACUUGCUGCUGGCAUUGUUAGUCCUGCCACUGGCGUUUAUAUUGGAGAAACCAGCGAACCUAAGUAUCGAGGAGUACUUUUAGGUGCUAUUCCCCUUUGCGUCUCUAUCGGCUUAUUAGUAAGCCACCUGCUGGGAACCUUCUUACCGUGGCGAUUGGGUGCUGUUAUUAUCAGUAUAAUUCCAGUUCUGGGUUGGGUAUUAAUGACAUUUACUCCAGAAUCUCCUACUUGGUUAGCACAAAAGGGUUUUAUAGAAAAAGCUGAAAAUUCGUUUCAAUGGCUUAGAGGUUCUUCUGAGGAUGCCCAACAUGAACUGACACAAAUGCUUGCAAAAAUUAAUGAAAAUAGACAAUGUAAGGAUAAAACUAUAAUGGAAAAAUUAAAGGAACUUCGAUGUCCAGAAUUCUGGAAGCCCAUGGCUAUUUUAUUAUUUUUCUUUAUUACAAGUCAAUGGGCAGGAAUCAAUGCAGUUAACUUUUACUCUGUGACAUUUAUGAAGGAAACGCUUGGCAAUUCUUUUAAUGAGUACUUAGCAUCUUUUAUAGUAGAUUGCGUAAGAGUGGUUGCAUCGAUUAUAGCUUGCAUUUUAAUGCGAAAGGUGGGACGCAGACCUCUAGGAAUUGUGAGUGGAAUUGGGACCUUUAUACCAUUGUUUCUUUUAAGUAGCUUUAUUUACUUUACGAAGUCUUAUGGAAUUGAGGACUCUAAAAGCUUAUCUGCAAUACCUAUAACUUCUUUACUUAUGUACAUAUUUUUUAUAACAGCGGGCUUUGUGACUUUACCUUGGAAUCUUAUAGGGGAACUACUGCCUCUCACGGGAAGAAGUUUGGGCAGUGCUAUAGCUUCAUGCACCGGGUAUAUGUCGAUGUUUACAGUUGUGAAAACUAUGCCUUUUUUAUUUGAAAACUUAAGUCCUGAGGGUACAUUUUUAGUUUAUGGUGGUUGUGCUCUAAUUGGCACAGUUUUCAUAAUUUUAUAUAUGCCAGAAACCAAAAACAAAACACUGCAUGAAAUAGAAGAGUUUUUUAAGAAAUAAAAUAUUUGAAGUCAAGCUUCGCAGAUGAUAUUUUAGAUAUUUGGCUGUAAUCGCUUAUAUAAUAAAUGACAAAAAAAUUUA
Anthonomus grandis grandis is the source of this 1731-nucleotide messenger RNA. RefSeq names its product facilitated trehalose transporter Tret1-2 homolog. The coding region runs from base 178 to 1650 and encodes 490 amino acids. Gene Ontology annotation, molecular function: transmembrane transporter activity. Gene Ontology annotation, cellular component: membrane. Gene Ontology annotation, biological process: transmembrane transport. The record is from RefSeq and is a predicted model, not a curated record. NCBI's taxonomy places the organism in Eukaryota, Metazoa, Arthropoda, Insecta, Coleoptera, Curculionidae. The transcript is spliced from 5 exons.